AUGGAGAGCCGUGAAACCUCCGGUGGGAGAGCCGAUGCUUUUUGCUCACCGCCCCGAAAGGUCCCGCUGUUUAGUCUCCGGCAUCUUCCCCCGUUGGAAAGCACGCGCGAGAUCCCCAUCGCCGCUUUGACAUCGAAGGAAGCCGCGGAUGACUUGGGCGGGGAGGCGCAGCCGUGGAGCGGGAUCGCGAUCUUUUCCAGGGAUAAAGUUCCAGACAACCUGGAUGCCAUUGUCAUUGGAAGUGGCUAUGGGGGCCUGGCUGUAGCCGUGUUGCUCUCGAAAGCGGGGAAGCGAGUGCUGGUCCUGGAGCAACAUGGGAAAGCGGGUGGUUGCUGCCAUACCUUCAAUGAGAAAGGUUUUGAGUUCGAUGUAGGAAUCCAUUAUGUGGGGCAGAUGGACGGGGAUUCUGUCCUCCGCAUCAUGAUUGACCAGCUCACAGAUGGACAGCUCCAGUGGGCCAAGAUGGAGUCUCCCUUUGACAUAGUCAUUCUGGGAGACCCCGAUGAGGGCAAGAGGUAUUACUUAAACAGUGGGGAGAAGGAAUACGUCGAAGGACUAAAGAAACAAUUCCCUGGGGAGGAUGCUAAUAUUGACAGAUAUCUGGCGCUUGUGAAGAGAACAGCUGAAAGAAUUCACCACAUGGCUAUCGCGAAAAUGGUCCCGCUGCCCUUAGUCAGGUUUCUACAGUGGACUGGCAUGCUGGCCUUGAUCUCUCCUUUCUUCAGGAUGGCAUCCAAAAGUGUUUCAGAAGUGGUGGCAGAGUACACUAAAAACGAAGACUUGAGAGCAGUGUUCAGUUACAUCUUCCCUACCUACGGCGUGAUCCCCGCUGAGUCCAGCUUUUCUUUACACGCGGUCCUUGUUGAACAUUUCCUCGGAGGUGGGUGGUAUCCUCAAGGAGGUGCCAGUGAGAUAGUGUUUCACUCCAUCCCCAUCAUUGAAGAAGCUGGCGGGGCUGUCCUUACCAAAGCACCAGUAGAGAGAAUCUUGGUGAAUUCACAAGGGAAAGCCUACGGUGUAACUGUAAAGAAAGGCAAGAAGACUGUUAACAUCUGUGCACCUGUUGUGAUUUCUGAUGCUGGCAUCUUUAACACCUAUGAAAGACUGUUGCCAGAAGAACUGCAAGUUUUGCCAGAAAUUCAAAUGCAUCUGUCUAUGAUACAUCAUGGUAUAGGAGGACUCAGUAUUUUCAUAGGACUCAAUGGUUCCAAGGAAGAACUGGGACUGGAAGCUAAGAACUACUACAUCUAUCAACACAAUGACCUGGAUAAAGCGUUUGUUUCUUACUUUAAUUCCUCACGAGAAACUGCUCCAAAGAAGAUCCCUCUGCUGUAUAUUGCAUCUCCAUCAGCUAAGGACCCUCUGUGGGAGAAGAGAUACCCAGGAAAGUCUACUCUCAUUGUCCUGGCAGUUGCAAAAUAUGAGUGGUUUGAGGAAUGGAAGGAAGAAAAAGUCACUAAGAGAGGAACGGAGUACGAGAGCUUAAAGAAUACCUUUGUGGAUAAUAUGAUGGACACCAUUUUGAAAUUCUACCCUCAGAUAAAAGAUAGGAUUGAGUAUAUCUCAGCAGGAACGCCUCUCACCAAUUCCCACUACAUAGGUUCUCCCCGAGGAGAGAUGUACGGUGCAGAGCACAGCAUCUCUCGCCUGCAGGCAGACGUGGCAGCCAAAAUGAGACCUCAGACUCCUGUCCCAAACCUCUAUCUGACAGGUCAAGAUGCUUUCUUAGGUGGCUUUCCUGGAGCGCUUCAUGGAGCCCUUGUCUGUGCGUCUGCUGUCCUGCAACGCAAUCUUUAUGUUGACAUCCUGUGGCUGAGCAGAAAAAUCAAAGCGGAGAACACCAAGAAGAGCAACUGAGCCUUCAGCCUCCACCUUUGAGGGGAUUGCACUCCCCACCCACCCACCGUAUUGAUCCAAGUGCUGCUGGCUUCUCUCCCCAGCAGGGGGUGCUAGCCAGUACUGAAACCAGUCCUGUAUCUUGCUUUGUAAGGGGGAACAGCUCCCAUUCACCAGCACUGCCAUGAAAGGAGGGUGCGGGAUGCAGUUUUAAUACCUAAGCGCACGGGCAAUCAUGCAAUAUUUUUCUUGAUAUAAAUGAGGAAUCCAGGGCAUGCACAGAUUGGUUUUGUGCAUCUUAUUGGUUUUAUGUCAUUGUUGCCAGCGUGGCAGCGGCAGCAAUGGCUGUUUCUAUAUCAUGCAUUCAUGCAGCUGCUCCCACAACCAUUAUUGUUGCUUCUGCAUUCUUGCACUUCCUUGGGAUGGCUCCCACCUAGUGAUCUACGGCUACGGGUUGUUCUAGGUUACAAAGAGUGGAGUAAUUCCUCCUUUGCAAGGAAAAGGAUUUUCUUUAUUUUCU
This is a messenger RNA of Pogona vitticeps (central bearded dragon), 2356 nucleotides long. The record is from RefSeq and is a predicted model, not a curated record. NCBI's taxonomy places the organism in Eukaryota, Metazoa, Chordata, Lepidosauria, Squamata, Agamidae.